Messenger RNA from Gamsiella multidivaricata, 2396 nucleotides. RefSeq names its product RNA processing-related protein. The transcript has 8 exons. NCBI's taxonomy places the organism in Eukaryota, Fungi, Mortierellomycota, Mortierellomycetes, Mortierellales, Mortierellaceae. Gene Ontology annotation, biological process: mRNA splicing, via spliceosome. The record is from RefSeq and is a predicted model, not a curated record. Gene Ontology annotation, molecular function: U4 snRNA binding; protein binding; U6 snRNA binding. The coding region runs from base 276 to 1904 and encodes 542 amino acids. Gene Ontology annotation, cellular component: U4/U6 x U5 tri-snRNP complex.
GAGGAGCACCAUGAUUGUAUUACUAAUGCUCGUAAAUGCAGUUGCAUAAUACGGACGAACCCAUGCGACGCGAAAGGUAGUUGCCGCGUCCGUUCUUUUUAGGACAUUACGGUUCCCUAGGACCUUGCGACCUAGGGUUCAAAAAAAAAAAAAAAAAGUGGUCAACGAUAUUUGAAUGAGCACCAAGCCACACUUCAGUUAAAGGUUCGCGCCUUUGCAGAGAUUCAACGACAGAACACACACCCCACGGCCACCAAGCUAAUCUAGACUGACUCAUGGAAGGCGCCAACGGAAAACCAGCAGGAGGACGCAUUCACUUCGGGUCUCUUGAGGCUGUUGAGGCAAGGAAUCGCCAGGCCGCUUCUGCAGCUGCGGCGGCAGCGGCAGUCUCGGCCUCGGCAUCACCAACGGUUGCAUCACAGUCUAAAGGAGUGACGCUGGACGAACUAAAGACGGACGAUAAGUUUGAGAUGUCAGAGUCUUCGAAAAGGGCGCGGGAUCAGCAUAUGGAGAUCAUGGAGAUGUUUGAGCGAAAGAAGCGAGCACGGACGAUCGCCGUACCCACAGAGGACAAGAAGGUCAGGGAAAAGCUCCGGGAACUUGGGGAACCAGUCUGCUUGUUCGGCGAAGAUAACAUGGAUCGACGAUCUCGUUUAAGGGACUUGAUGUCGAAGGAUGCACCUGUUGAAGAUGGAGACCAAAAAAUGGAAUCCGAGGGUGAAAGCGAGAGUGAUUCUGAUGAGGAGGAGGAGGUGUACACACCCGGCACACAAAGUCUUUUGAAAGCUCGGCGGGACAUUGCACAUUAUUCGUUGCCAAGGGCGGCAAAAAGAGUGGCGAAACAAAAUGAAGAGAACAAGAUAUCCAUGGCCGUCUUUAAAGCAAUGCGAGCAGAGGAAUUUGAGAAGCUUAAGCUCUACGCCAACUACUCCUCUCAGAUCGGUGAUGACAGGCCAUUGUCCCAAUGUGCAUUCUCCCCAGACAGCAAUUUUUUGGCGACUGGAUCAUUUGGUGGACUCUGCAAGAUUUGGAGUGUCCCUGAUUCCAGAUUGGUACAUUCGCUACGAGGACAUACGGAUAAAAUUGGAGGACUCAAAUGGCAUCCAAGAGCACAUAUUUCUCAGGAUCGUGGAGCCGUGAAUCUUGCAUCUGGCGGAGGAGACGGCAUUGUGAAUCUGUGGUCCUUGGAAAGUGAAACACCGAUCCAAUCAUUGAAGGGCCACGAGGCAAGGGUAGCCCGAAUUAAUUUCCACCCUAUGGGUCGCUUCUUGGGAAGCGCAGGAUUCGAUGGAACGUGGCGACUGUGGGAUGUCGAAGCCGGCACAGAAGUUUUGACACAACGCGGCCAUUCACGCGAAGUUUACGCUAUUGCAUUUCAAUGCGACGGAUCCUUGGCCGCUACGGGAGGUCUGGAUGCUGUUGGAAGGGUGUGGGAUUUGCGGACAGGACGAUCUGCAUUGACGAUGGAGGGCCAUGUUUCUGAUAUUCUUGGAAUCGAUUUUUCGCCGAACGGGUACCAGAUUGCAACGGGCAGUGCUGAUAAUUCGAUCCGCAUCUGGGACUUGAGGACACUGCGUUCAAUCCAUUCGAUCCCUGCACAUACCAAUCUUGUGUCGGAUCUCAAGUUUUAUGCGGGUCCCAUACUCCAGGAUGAAACCAGCUCGGCGAUGCAGGUUGAUGGCGAGCAGGUGCGGCCAAGCAAGAGUGGACUCUACUUGGGCAGCUGUAGUUUUGAUGGAACGAUCAAGCUGUGGAGUGCGGAUGACUGGAAGCUGCAAAAGAGUUUGGUGGGACAUACCGGUAAGGUUACCGGAUUAGAUAUCUCAAACGAUGGACGAUUCCUGGGAUCCAGUGGUUUUGAUAGAACCUUUAAACUGUGGGCACCAGAGAAUGCCGAUUAUUAAAACAAAACAAUUGAUGAUAUGAAAAAAAAAAUUUUUUUUUAUGAUACUAUCCAUUGCCCACUCUUCGUCAAAUGAACAUUUGUCAAUAGAUCCAUUGUGCACGCUCUUAUUAGCAGUUUGUCUAUUCGGCACUCUUAUCACCAACUAGCCACUGCAAAGUCCAAAGCGCUUAUUAUUGUUAUUAAGAAUGAUAGAAGAGAUGUAUCCCCACUUCAAAUCGCCAAAAGGUCAUGGGAUGAUCCGGUGCCAUGGUUAAAGUCACCAGAGUCCCGAAUCCAGGGCGAUCUGCAGCGGGGAUAUACCAGGCUCCUUUCCACCCCACAUACCCACUCUUGAUCCGUUUCAGUCCCUCGUCUCAAAGAGAGAAGAGGAAGAGUAGUAAGAACGAGAGUGGGCAGAUAGUGAGGGGAUAGAGUGCAGGCGUAUUGUGUCUCUCUCCAAUCGUUUAACUCGCUUCACAGAUGGGAAAUGCAAGAGCAAGGUGAUUAUGAU